Messenger RNA from Venustampulla echinocandica, 843 nucleotides. RefSeq lists its product as uncharacterized. The record is from RefSeq and is a predicted model, not a curated record. Lineage: Eukaryota; Fungi; Ascomycota; Leotiomycetes; Helotiales; Pleuroascaceae. The transcript has 4 exons. The coding region runs from base 1 to 843 and encodes 280 amino acids.
AUGGCUUCUCAUGGGAAACUCCUCCUCUUGGUGGUUAUGACAGUUGUCUUCAAACAAGUGGCCAGUCUGGCUUGUGGUUCUAAAGAGUUACUGUCGGACCUAGACAUAACUUCCGGUAUAUUCAAUGGUAACGCAGUAGCCAAGCUCGACAUUGUCUUAGGACAUGAUAGUAAUGUAUCGGCCACUCUGAAAACCGGCUGCGGCAAUCAGCCUUUUUUAAUCAUCACCAAUACAGUUACGGCGAUUCCAACCCUUCCACAAUUUACGGUCACAGAGACAGCACCAACGAAAGUUACUACUGUAACAGUCUCUGCAUAUCCGCAUGGUCCCCAGAUCACCUCUGUUGGUGCGUGCUGUUUUGGUGAUCGUGUCUUUGGCGUAUUCGGAUUUGACAUGCUAACUUUCUGCCUUUCUGAUCACCCAGCCGAUACCAAGUUAAACGUCCUGACGCCAUGCACUACUAUUUUUGAGCCAACCUCUACUCCGCUAACCUCCGAUGCUACCUCUGGCAAGAAGCCCCCAUUCAAGCCUAUUCACGACCUCAUCAAACGCAUUAUUAUGGGUUCAGGCGAGACUUUACCACCCCUUAACAGCGUGCUCAAGACGGACCGUCGAAGUCAUAUUACUCAUAUGAAGGCUACGGACAUAGUGAUGUGCGACGUCUUCCCCGAAGGCCUCGAUAUCAGAAUAUCCUUUGUCCAUGUUAUCACUUGCCUGAUAUUGUUUGGAGUCGUGCUGAUGGAGAAGCGCAUUACAAUGGUGGUUUACUUCCGUAUGCAGCUACCAUUGGCGAUCAAGGAUAUUGUUUCAGCUUCCAGAGAGAAUGUGGUUUGCGAAAGAUGA